CAUCAAAUGAGACGUGCAAAUACGAGCGCUUAUUUAGUUCUGUAUCCUGUUUUUCACCUGCAACUUCCAUCCAACUCAACAAAUCAUCAUUACUUGCGAUAUGAGUAUUCCUCGUCAAGAAGAACCACCAAAUACAACCAAGAGAUGCAAAUGUCUUUCUGCCACCCUCAAGGAUGCAUUUUCCAACUGCCGCACCCACCAUGAAGAGUCAUCAGAUCCCUCAAAAAGAUGCAAAUUUCGCACUUCAACUCUGAGGGAUGCAUUUUCUGACUGCCAUACUUUUCGUGGAAGGCUUUCUUCCUCGACCCCAGAAGAUGAUCAUCUUCCUUACGGUGACUAUGAUGAUGAAGAAAUAUUUGUCUCAGCCAUCAUAAGUACAUACAUGGAGUCCAAAAUCAGCCGCAAUUCCGGGCUUACAGUGGAUAAUUUCAGCUGGGCUUUAUCUCCAGAAACCAGAGAACUCUUUGUUACUCCCAAGCCAAUGCAUCAAAAGGGCAAUGAUGAUGAACCAAUGGAUGACUACUUCUCGCCCCAUAGUCGUCUCUCUCGCUGUUCAACUGUUUCCAGCAUGGGGGCAUUUGCAUCUGCUAAAACUGCAUUUACCCGCAGCUCCAGCCUGGGCAGGAUUGAUUUCCAGGAUUUCUGGAGACGCCACUCAAUUAUUCAGGAGCUGAGUCAUUGCCAGGGCUGGCCAUUCGGCCUCUGCAGAAAGGCCUUGCUGCUGCCUCCUCUACCUAAAUCCCCUUCAGAUUCUUGGUUAUGGCGUAAAUCUACUGGAGUCAUCAAAAUACUGUAACAAAUUUAACUUUGUUUCAAGACCCAUCCUGUAUUUCCUGUCCUGUGCUGAUAUUUUUUUCAGAAGUAAUUCACAUUUGAAGGAGAAGAAAAGUUUCCGAGUUCGAACUUCA
Molecule: messenger RNA, 908 nt
Organism: Coffea eugenioides
Lineage: Eukaryota; Viridiplantae; Streptophyta; Magnoliopsida; Gentianales; Rubiaceae
Exons: 2
Coding region: 101-796 (231 amino acids)
Source: RefSeq, a predicted model, not a curated record